Molecule: messenger RNA, 1668 nt
Organism: Tripterygium wilfordii
Lineage: Eukaryota; Viridiplantae; Streptophyta; Magnoliopsida; Celastrales; Celastraceae
Product: GDP-mannose 3,5-epimerase 1
Exons: 7
Coding region: 188-1318 (376 amino acids)
Molecular function (GO): GDP-mannose 3,5-epimerase activity; NAD binding
Source: RefSeq, a predicted model, not a curated record
UUCUGUGCCUCUGCCCCUGCCUCCUGUCUAUAUAUGCCACAAGCGGGACCAUUCACAGGCCAUCAAUCCCCGCACCCAUUCACAUACUCUUUCAGCUAUUGCACUCCUCUCUCUCGUCCUCCUCCUCCACCGCUCUUUUUCUAUAUAUUAUCUUCUUCUCUGCUUUCAAAGCUCCAGCCUUUACAGAAUGGGUAGUAAUGAUGGAACCAGUUAUGGUGCAUAUACCUAUGAGAACCUUGAGAGGGAACCUUACUGGACAUCUGAGAAGCUCCGGAUUUCCAUUACCGGUGCAGGUGGAUUUAUUGCCUCCCACAUUGCUCGCCGUUUGAAGAGUGAGGGCCAUUACAUUAUUGCUUCAGACUGGAAGAAGAAUGAGCACAUGACUGAGGAUAUGUUCUGUCAUGAAUUCCACCUUGUUGAUCUCAGGGUCAUGGAUAAUUGCUUGAAAGUGACUAAGGGAGUUGACCAUGUAUUUAAUCUUGCUGCUGAUAUGGGUGGGAUGGGCUUCAUUCAAUCUAACCACUCUGUCAUCAUGUAUAACAACACAAUGAUCAGCUUCAAUAUGCUUGAGGCCGCUAGGAUAAAUGGUGUCAAGAGAUUUUUCUAUGCAUCCAGUGCUUGUAUCUACCCUGAAUUUAAGCAGCUUGAGACCAAUGUGAGCUUGAAAGAGUCUGAUGCUUGGCCUGCUGAGCCUCAAGAUGCUUAUGGGUUGGAGAAGCUUGCGACAGAAGAGUUGUGCAAGCACUACACCAAAGAUUUUGGAAUUGAGUGUCGUGUUGGAAGGUUCCAUAACAUUUACGGUCCCUUUGGAACGUGGAAAGGUGGCAGAGAGAAGGCUCCAGCUGCCUUCUGCAGAAAGGCUCUCACUUCCACUGACAAGUUUGAGAUGUGGGGAGAUGGAAAACAGACUCGAUCUUUCACCUUUAUUGAUGAAUGUGUUGAAGGCGUGCUCAGGUUGACGAAGUCAGAUUUCAGAGAGCCGGUGAAUAUUGGAAGCGAUGAGAUGGUUAGUAUGAAUGAGAUGGCUGAGAUCGUUCUUAGCUUUGAGAACAAGAAGCUUCCCAUCCACCACAUCCCUGGUCCGGAGGGUGUCCGCGGGCGUAACUCAGACAACACUCUGAUCAAAGAAAAACUUGCCUGGGCUCCUACAAUGAAGUUGAAGGAUGGUUUGAGAUUCACAUACUUUUGGAUCAAGGAACAAAUCGAGAAGGAGAAGACUCAAGGCAUUGACCUGACGAUUUAUGGAUCAUCAAAGGUGGUUGGUACCCAAGCUCCGGUUCAGCUUGGCUCACUCCGUGCCGCUGAUGGCAAAGAAUGAAGAAGAAGAAGCAGCUUGAACCAACCCAUGACCCAACUCUUGCGAUUGCGCUAGGAUUGUUUUUAUCAAUUUAGGAAGUCAUUUUAGGUUAUGGAGUGAGAAGAUAUUAAUGGGUUCAUGGCUUUAACUAGAUUCAACCAGUUAAUAAUCUAGUACUUUUCUUUUUCAAUGUGUUGUUUCUUGUUAAUGAAAUUGGGAUCAUUAGGGCUAUUCACCUCUUGGUGAGUGCCUUCCAAGUAUCACCAUUUCCAGUACAAUUACAGAGUCUGAGCUGCAAUGUGGUUUUAGAAUAUAAGGCUAUGAUGAGAUUUAAGGCAUCAAUAAUACAAGAGUGAUAAACUUCACUACUG